AUGAAGCUGAUAGUAGCUGGAGCCACGGGUUUGGUAGGGAGUGAAAUUAUUAGACAAGCGUUACAGAACAGCGAUGUGACCGAGGUAAUUGCGCUGGCUCGUAAGCCUGUUGCCUUUGAUAAUAGCAGCGCCUCCAAAUUGAAAAGUGUAGUCAUUCGUGACUACGCUGAGUACCCAGACGAAGUCAAGGCCGAGCUGGCCGGAGCAGACGCAUGUAUUUGGACUGUGGCAGUCACACCUUUCCGCAGUACAGCCUUCGAUUUCGCAGAAGUCAAGCGGGUAUGCCAGGACUGCACGUUGGCUGGAUUCAAGGGAAUUUAUGAGGCUGGACCUGCACGACCAUUUCGGUUCCUUUAUUUUAGUGCCGAGGGGACCCCACAAGAUCCGUCACAGAGACCUUUCAUCUUGGGAGAUUAUCAAGUCAUGCGUUGUGAGACAGAAAACAUGGUGCGAAAGUUUCCGACACAGUAUGGCGGGACUGAGGUUUGCAUUGCCCAUCCAGGUGUGGUGACAAACUCAACAACGUGGUUGAGGUCUCUGCUAGCUUCCACGUUUAGUGUGGUGAAUUUAUUCACCAGGGCUCUGCCGAAUGUGAGCCGAGAUGAGCUUGCAGCUGCGGUGCUGAACCAGGCUAUACAUGGAUUUGACAAGGAGACUUUGUCAAAUAAUGACUUGGUUCGCAUUGGUCAAUCUACGCUACGAAAGAAUUAG
Penicillium pulvis is the source of this 711-nucleotide messenger RNA. RefSeq lists its product as uncharacterized. The record is from RefSeq and is a predicted model, not a curated record. Bases 1 to 711 code for a protein of 236 amino acids. The transcript has 3 exons. Lineage: Eukaryota; Fungi; Ascomycota; Eurotiomycetes; Eurotiales; Aspergillaceae.